This is a messenger RNA of Trichechus manatus latirostris (Florida manatee), 880 nucleotides long. It is a transcript of the gene CACFD1, whose product is annotated as calcium channel flower domain containing 1. The record is from RefSeq and is a predicted model, not a curated record. Lineage: Eukaryota; Metazoa; Chordata; Mammalia; Sirenia; Trichechidae. Gene Ontology annotation, cellular component: membrane. Gene Ontology annotation, biological process: vesicle-mediated transport. The transcript is spliced from 5 exons. The coding region runs from base 87 to 605 and encodes 172 amino acids.
CAGCUCCCACAAGGCCGCGCGCCGCAGCGACGCGGGCCGGCUUCGGGCCUUUGUGCGGUCUGUGGGCUUCGCGGGACGGCGGCGCCAUGAGCGGUGCGGGCGGGGCGGCGGCGGCGUCCGCCAGCUCCUUGCCGUCUGCGCAGGAGGAAGGCAUGACGUGGUGGUACCGCUGGCUGUGUCGCCUGUCGGGGGUGCUGGGGGCCAUCUCGUGCGCCAUCUCCGGCCUCUUCAGCUGUAUCACCGUCCACCCCCUCAACAUCGCGGCUGGCGUGUGGAUGAUCAUAAACGCUUUUAUCCUGCUGCUGUGUGAGGCGCCCUUCUGCUGCCAGUUCGUGGAGUUUGCAAACACAAUGGCGGAGAAGGUGGACCAGCUGCGCUCCUGGCAGAAAGCCGCCUUCUAUUGCGGGAUGGCUGUCGUCCCCAUCGUCAUCAGCCUGACACUGACCACCUUGCUGGGGAACGCCAUUGCCUUCGCCACCGGCGUGCUGUAUGGACUCUCUGCCCUGGGCAAAAAGGGCGACGCCAUCUCCUAUGCCAGGAUCCAGCAGCAGAGGCAGCAGGCGGACGAGGAGAAGCUGACGGGGAGCUUGGAAGGGGAGCUGUGACGCAGUCAGGGCCCUUUCUCCCCGUGACUGUCCCUGUUCUGUGUGACAUCCAGAGGGACGAGCCUGGAAGAGGAGCCUUCACCUGGCCCCCACAGCCCUCUGUGCUCAUCCUCAGCACCCAGUGGCCACUUUCCCCAGCUGGGCGUCUCCUGGUCCUGACUCGGGGGGCACCGAAGAGCCAGGCAGGGCUCUGAGCAGCCAGGAGACUGCAGCGGGUGACCAGGCCGUGGGACUGGGGGUGAGUAGAGCCCCACAGCUGGCGACCAGUCCACCUG